GGUAUUCUCCACCUAUUUUCAUUCUGAAAAAACAGAGCAAAUAAAAACAAUUCGGCCAUGGCAGCAAGAGUUGCAAUUCAGAUCAAAUUUCUGGCAAGCUGUAAACUGGAUAUCAAACGACGGAAGACACCAACUCCGCCGCCUUCUCACGCUCCGCCACGUGUCAGUUAAUCCACCGCAAUAAAUAACGCAGCAUUCUAUAGUCCGACCAAAUAGUCCAAUCAAAAUCCGCGAAAAUGGACGGCCCAGAUGUCGUCACGAUUAAGAGGGAAAGAUCGGUUUCGAAUAGUGAGGCUGACGUCAUCAAAAUUCAGGCCGAUUUUUACGAGGACUUAUGAGGAGACGGACAACGAUAUCUUGGAAAAUGUGGUGGGUUCUCGAGGCGGUUCGACUGCGGUGACGGCGAUAGUGAUCGACGGGGAGAAGGUGGUUGUGGCGAACGUUGGCGAUUCAUGUAGAAAUGGGGAGGCGAAGCAGGUGUCGGUGGACCAUGAGGAGUUGAAGGAGAAGAAAAUGGUUGAGAGCAAGGGCGGGUUCGUGUCCCAUAAACCGGGGAAUAUUCCGAGGGUGGACGGGCAGCUUGCGAUGACGAGGGCGUUUGGAGACGGGCGGCUCAAGGCUCACAUUACAUCGAGACCGGAUAUUGGUAUAGAGAAGAUUGAUGAACACACGGAGUCAGUGGCGGAUCCAGGAUCCGGAAUCGGAGGGGGCGGAAUAUAUAGUAUUAGCUUGAUUUAGUGCGGACAUGGCUAUUCUUUUCGUUGUUCGGGGUGACGCCGGAGGCAAACGGAGGGGGCGAACAUGGUAAUUUUACGUCCCGAUAAGGGGAAAAUAAUCGCACGGAGGGGGCGACCGCCCCCUCCUGCCCCCCCCUAGAUCCGCCACUGCACGGAGUUCAUCCUAUUAGCGAGCGAUGGAGUGUGGCACGUAAAGUCGAAUGAAGAUGCUGUGGAUUGCAUAAGAGGAAUGAAGGAUGGUGGUGAGAGGCUGCAAAAGAGUUGACCAAUCAGGCACUUUCAAGAGGCUCCAAAGAUGACAUUUCAUGUGGUGUUGUCAUGUUUCGAGAUUGAUCGAUACUUCUAUCUCUUAAGUUGUGUUGCCACAUUUUAUAAAUACCCUAAUAAAAUGGACUAGUGUUUUGGCUUUUCUAGUCAAGGUAGUGUAGUAACUCACUCUGACCAUCUAUUUUCGACUACUCGUCUACUACUUAGCACUAUUUGACAUGAA
Salvia splendens (bonfire salvia) is the source of this 1227-nucleotide messenger RNA. Its product is annotated as probable protein phosphatase 2C 28. Gene Ontology annotation, biological process: protein dephosphorylation. Gene Ontology annotation, molecular function: protein serine/threonine phosphatase activity. The transcript has 4 exons. Lineage: Eukaryota; Viridiplantae; Streptophyta; Magnoliopsida; Lamiales; Lamiaceae. The coding region runs from base 250 to 738 and encodes 162 amino acids. The record is from RefSeq and is a predicted model, not a curated record.